Messenger RNA from Saccharomycodes ludwigii, 1683 nucleotides. RefSeq lists its product as uncharacterized. Bases 1 to 1683 code for a protein of 560 amino acids. NCBI's taxonomy places the organism in Eukaryota, Fungi, Ascomycota, Saccharomycetes, Saccharomycodales, Saccharomycodaceae. The transcript has a single exon. The record is from RefSeq and is a predicted model, not a curated record.
AUGACAUCUUUCAUACAGGUUACACAUCAUAACUUUAUACAUUGGUUACAAAGGGAGUGUCUACAAAGACAACCUGCAACAUAUUAUCACAUUACCACUACUACUAAUUCUAACACAAAAGGCAGUAUAACUGAGGUAUCUACUCGUAUUCAAAACAUCACAAAACAACUACUUUUAAAGUAUCAUAUAAAUUUAAAUGAUUUUUCUGAAAAAUCGAUAAUUUUAACUCUAUGGCUCUUCUUUUUACUUAUAGUAAGUUAUCACAUGAUUAACAAGGCAAUAAAAUUGGAUAAACAAUUAUGUCACAUGAAAACUAGACCCAAAGAUUUAACUAUGUACACAGUUAACCCAACCGAUGAACUAAAAACUAUUUCUGAAGGGAGCACUAUUAAAGAAAGAAUUAAAGAACUAGAAAAACAAGAAAAAGAGGAAUUAGAGUUUGAAGAAAACUUGAAAACAGAAUUCAAUGAUAUGUUGCAGGAAAAAUUAUCUCCUGAUACUUAUGUUGCUGAUAAUGCAUAUCUUGUAGUUGACCAAAAUAAUCAAGAACCAUUAAUGUCUAAUGCAUCAAUUUAUGAAACUGAUAAAGUUUCCAAUGGGACUGAUGAUGUUAUACAAGACAAUUCUGAACAUGAAAAUAGAAGUAUAAAAAAACAGAGUGAAUUGAACGGUCAAGGGGAAGCAGCUAGUGAUACGAGUCUUCAUUUUACAGGAGACUCGCCAGACUCAACUUUUAAAUGUGACAAAAAAGUAGCAGAAGGAGAUCCAAAAGAAGAAGCAGAGGGGAAAAAAGUAGCAAAAGGAGAUCUAAAAGAAGAAGAAGCAGCUGGAAAAAAAGAUGAAAAGGAUGAUUUAGGGAGACAAGAAACUGAUAAACAGGGACUUGAAUCUGUUAACAAUAUAAAAAAAAAAGAAAAGGACGGGAUAAUAAAACUAGAAAUGGAAAACCAAGGAGUUGAAUCUUCCAAUAGUAUAAAGGAAAAAGAAAAAGACAAUAUAAUAAAACAAGAAAUGGAAAACCAAGGAGUUGAAUCAAUCAAAGGUACAGAAGAAGAAGAAAACGAAUAUACGGUAAAGCAAAAAACAGAUAAACAAGGAAUUGAAUCAACCAACAAUUCAAAAGAUCAACAAGAAGUCCAGUUAGUUAACAAAACAAAGGGGGAAAGAACAAAUGAGUCACUUAUUUUACCUCUUGUAGAUUCAACAAAUUAUAACUCUGAAGAGUGUCAAAACGAAAAAAAUGAAAAUAAAUUUACACACAUGACCAUGUCAGAUGAUUGUAAACAACCCUCGUAUAUUGAUCAAUUGAAACUGUCGCCCACUGGAAACGAAGAUGACGUGGAAUCACUAUAUAAAUCACCUCUCAAUAGUAUAACUGACUGUGGUAACAGUAUCACUAAUAGCUAUAAUAACAGUAGUACCAAUACCAGUUUAAAAACGAACGAUAGCACAACACCAUCCAAACAGAGACAUUUUAAUGAUAAUAUAUUGCUGAUAAACGACAAUAACUCACUGUCAGUGGUUUCAAAGGAUACUACUGAUGUAAACACUGGAGAUAAUUUUUUUGUAAAUAAUAAAAAGAUUAUCACAUACAACACUUUGUCACGCACCAGUACUUCUAGCACAUCAGUGCCUAUUGCGACUAAAGUUUCUCUGUACUCUGUAUCUCCUUCUAAACACUAG